AUCGCCAACCCCUCGUUGUCCUCCGUCGAAGUCUAUGGCUCCGAGUCGAUCCCGAAGGCGUAAAUCAUCACAGUCACAACCUACACUUCAAACUGAAGAUGGAGAGAGCGAAAUCGACGAUGAGACCGUGGAGGAAAAUAUAGGGUAUCAUGCAGAGCACAGUAUUGAAGGAAGUGAUGAUGAAGAACACGUCGUAGACCCAGAAAAAGAACGGGAAAUAUGGGAGGCUAUUAGGGAAGAUCACUUUGAGGUAUUUGACCAAUUGCCACUGACGUUACAUCGACAAUACACACUAUUGAAAGAACUCGAGCAGCAGAGCAAUGGUUUCAUGAACGACCUCCUACCAACCGUGAAGAGGUACAUCGCACUGCGUAAAUCUCUCGAUACACAAAUCAAGGCUGAACAAGUAGCACGAACACAACAACAAUCAACACAAACAGGCCAGGAAGUCGUUACUCAAAAGGACGGGGAAGACGUUCCGAUGGAGGUUGACGCAGGUGCCCCAUCAUCGACCUCAGCAGUCGAUAACCUAGACCCUCCAUCCAAUUAUCCACCUAUAGUUUACCCAAAGCAGACCACCCCACCACCAACUACAGUUAUCUCUAACGUCUCACUUGGCACUCCACCUAGAGGAACAACGACGAGUACUGCUUCAGCAUUACCAAGGACUCCCAUUCGUGCAAUCCCACCGCAUAUGAAUAACUUUGAGUUACGGACACCUAUUCGUACGCCAACCCCCACGAGCAUACCGCAGGAACGGGUUAAAGUUCCAGAAACGAGUCGGGAAAUGCUGUCACAUAUAGCUUGGCUUACAGAAGAGAUGGUGCGAACAGCCAAUGAAAAGGUUCAUCUUGCACAAGCAGCUCAUGAUACGCUGGAACGACAGAUUCGAGUUCUUGGCCAAUCCAUCAAAGAACAAGAAAUGGCACUUUCCCUAGGAGCGCGGCCUGGAACACAACUCGCUCCAAUCCUUCUUCCGGAGGUGAUCGCUCCUCUUCCUCGCUGGACGAAACCCGUUACCAAUACUGAGGAUAUGGACUCUGAUGAUGAUGAGAUUGCCAACGGGAGCCUUUAUGACGCUAAUCCCGCAACAGGCGAUGGAACAACUACACUGGGCAUUGUCGACGAUAAUAUGUCCAGUUUAACUCAGUCCACCUUUUCUCGGAAAAAGAAUCGGAAGAAGAAAUUUGGAAACAAGAAAAGUCAGGAACAUCCUGACGUUAAACGACCUUUGACGAUCACCUUGCCGCCGGCGGAUUCAGAGAAAAAGUACUGUCACUGUAAUCGAGUCUCCUUCGGAGAGAUGGUCGGUUGUGAUAAUGGGGAAAAUUGCGACAUCGAAUGGUUUCAUCUUAAUUGCGUAGGGCUCACUCACCUGCCAUCCGAGGACCAACCGUGGUACUGUCGCGACUGCAAGCCGAAAAUUCAGAGGAAGCGCCGAAGAUGAUGUCCAAGGGUCCUGUAUCUGUGUAUUCAGUAGUGUAUCAUCAUACUAUAAAUCCUCAUCUAUAUCUAUCUAUCAGGC
Messenger RNA from Marasmius oreades (fairy-ring Marasmius), 1525 nucleotides. RefSeq lists its product as uncharacterized. Bases 35 to 1447 code for a protein of 470 amino acids. The transcript is spliced from 6 exons. The record is from RefSeq and is a predicted model, not a curated record. Lineage: Eukaryota; Fungi; Basidiomycota; Agaricomycetes; Agaricales; Marasmiaceae. Gene Ontology annotation, biological process: regulation of DNA-templated transcription. Gene Ontology annotation, cellular component: nucleus.